Sinocyclocheilus rhinocerous is the source of this 5241-nucleotide messenger RNA. Its product is annotated as unconventional myosin-Vb. The record is from RefSeq and is a predicted model, not a curated record. The transcript has 35 exons. Bases 1 to 4968 code for a protein of 1655 amino acids. NCBI's taxonomy places the organism in Eukaryota, Metazoa, Chordata, Actinopteri, Cypriniformes, Cyprinidae. Gene Ontology annotation, cellular component: actin cytoskeleton; membrane; cytoplasm. Gene Ontology annotation, biological process: actin filament organization. Gene Ontology annotation, molecular function: actin filament binding; microfilament motor activity; ATP binding.
AUGGCAACCACAGAGCUCUAUACAAAGGGGGCAUGUGUGUGGGUGCCAGACCCAGAAGCUGUGUGGGUGUCUGCCCAGCUGCUUCAAAACUAUCGGCCUGGAGACCAGCACAUACCAAUCCAACUCACUGAUGGCAGAGAGAUGGAGUAUCCAGUAUUGCCUCCGGCAGGUCUUCCCCCUCUAGGUAACCCUGAUAUUUUGGAGGGAGAGAAUGACCUCACGGCUCUAACCUUCCUCCACGAGCCAGCGGUACUUCACAACUUGCGAGUGCGCUUUCUCGACUACAGUAGCAUUUACACCUACUGCGGGAUUGUGUUGGUGGCAUUAAAUCCAUAUGAACAGUUGCCCAUCUAUGGAGAAGAGGUGAUCGACGCUUACAGCGGCCAAGACAUGGCUGAUAUGGAGCCACACAUCUUUUCUGUGGCUGAAGAGACGUACCGAACUAUGAUCAGAGAGGAAAAAAACCAAUCCAUCAUAAUCAGUGGAGAAUCAGGCUCAGGUAAAACUGUAUCUGCUAAGUUCACCAUGCGUUACUUCGCUGUCGUGGGUGGUGCGGCCCAGCAGACCAGUGUGGAGGAGAAAGUUCUGGCAUCCAAUCCCAUCAUGGAGGCAAUUGGUAAUGCAAAAACAACCAGAAACGACAACAGCAGCCGUUUUGGGAAGUAUAUCGAGAUAGGAUUUGGAUGUAAAGGGGAUAUAAUUGGGGCAAACAUGAGGACCUACUUGUUGGAGAAAUCAAGAGUUGUUUUUCAGGCAGCUCAAGAGAGAAACUACCACAUCUUCUACCAGCUUUGUGCUUCCAGGGAUUUGCCAGAGUUGAGGACACUCAAACUUGAUUCUGCAGAGAACUUUCAUUACACCAACCAAGGACAAGAUGUGCACAUUUUUGGCACAGAUGAUGUGGUUGAGCUAGAGCGGACAAGAAAUGCCUUUACUAUUCUUGGAGUGCAGCCUGACCAGCAGAUGGAGAUAUUUCAUAUACUGGCAGCUAUUCUUCAUCUGGGGAAUGUCAACAUACAAGCCAGCGGUCGUGGUGGGGACCGCAGCUACAUUGAUGCCAACGACCGUUCCUUGGCCAUCUUUGCCAAGCUUUUAGGGGUGGAAGGUGCUCAGAUGGCCCAAUGGCUAUGCCACAGGCGACUAGCAGUGGGUGGGGAAAUGCUUGUGAAGCCCAUGACGGGCCAGCAGGCUAAUGAAGCAAGGGAUGCUCUGGCUAAGCAUGUGUACGAGCAACUGUUCACAUGGACGGUGCAGAGGCUCAACUCAUCCUUAAGAACACACCGGGAACAGCCCAAAUCUUUUAUAGGAGUUCUUGAUAUCUAUGGGUUUGAGACUUUUGACAGGAAUAGUUUUGAACAAUUCUGUAUUAACUACGCAAAUGAGAAACUCCAACAGCAGUUCAACAGGUAUGUUUUCCAGCUAGAGCAGGAGGAGUACCUGCGAGAGGAACUUCCCUGGAACCGUAUUGAGUUCAGUGAUAACCAGCCAUGCAUUGCACUCAUCGAAGGCCAACUGGGCCUACUUGAUCUUCUGGAUGAAGAAUGCAGAAUGCCUAAAGGCUCGAAUGAGAACUGGGCUCGGAAGCUUUACGACCAACACCUGAACCACAGCCCUCACUUUCUUAAACCACGCAUGUCCAACUCUGCCUUCAUCGUUGUGCAUUUUGCUGAUAUGGUCCAGUACGAGUGUGAUGGCUUUUUAGACAAGAACCGAGACACUGUAUUUGAGGAGCCCAUCAAUAUACUGAGAGCUAGUCAGUCAGAACUAGUUGCUGAGUUGUUUCAGAAGGAGUCAGCAGGGGGAUCCCUUCCCAACUCCUCUCUUGCAAACGGGAGCAUACGUUCAGGGAAGAGAGCUCACAGAGAACACAAAUUAACUGUGGGCUUUCAGUUUCGUCAAUCCCUGCAACUUUUGAUGGACACCUUGAACAGCACCACCCCGCAUUAUGUCCGCUGCAUAAAGUCCAAUGACCUCAAACAGCCCUUUCUUUUUGAUCCCAAGCGAGCAGUGCAGCAAUUGCGAGCAUGUGGAGUCUUGGAGACCAUCCGAAUCAGUGCCGCAGGCUACCCCUCCAGGUGGACAUACGAGGAAUUCUACACUCGUUAUCGGGUGCUGCUAUGUGGUUCUGUUUCUUUGGAUGAUGUGCACCAUUCCUGCCAGAGUGCCCUUCUCGAUCUCAUCCCUGAUCCAGAGCAGUACUGCUUUGGCAAGACCAAGGUCUUCUUCCGGGCCGGACAGGUUGCAGUACUGGAGAAGCUGAGAGGGGAUCGGUUACAUGCAGCAGGGGUUUUGAUCCAAAGCUGGGUGAGAGGGUGGCUGCAGCGUAGGCAUUAUCAGCGACUCCGGUGGGCCACCUUCACCCUACAGCAGUACAUCAGAGGAACACUGGCCCGAAGGUUGGCAUGGACCCUCCGUUAUACACGUGCUGCUUUAAUCAUCCAGAAAACAUACCGCAUGCUGGCUGUGCGACAGCUUUAUUUGACCAUCAGAGAGGCCACCAUCAAAAUCCAAGCCUUCAUCAGAGGCACUCAGGCUCGUCGGAUUUAUAGACAGAUGCUGACAAAGCGGGCGGUGGUGUUCUUGCAGGCGCGGGUGCGAGGCUGGCUGACCCGGCGCAGUUUCAGGCGCAUCAGAGCUGCAGUGGUGCUCCUGCAGUGCUGCGUGCGCAGGCGAGCGGCGCGUAAAGAGCUGUUGCACCUGCGUGCUGAGGCUCGAUCGGUGGAGAAAUAUAGAGAACUCAAUAAAGGCAUGGAAGUCAAGCUCAUGCAACUGCAGCUACGAGCCGACCAACAGGCGAGAGAGAGUGCGUCUCUCAGGGAGACUCUUCAGGCCGAGCGAGAAGCUCACAGCUGUGAGCUGGAACAGCUGCGGUCCAGCCUUCUCAAACUCCAGAUCCAGCUGCAGGAGAAUGCAAACACUGCUCCUUCACUCACAGACGAACAGGAGGAGGACCGGAGGAGAGCUGAGGAGAAAGCCGCCCAAGAGAUUCUCCAGCUUACACAGGAAAUCCAAGCUCUCCAAGCUGAGAGGGAUUCUUUGGAGAAAGAGAGGGAUGAUCUGACCAUUCGUUUACAGGAUCAGGAAAAAGCUCAGGAGGAGAGCUGCCAGCAGACUGUGGAUCAGGCAGAUGCAUCAGUGCGAGCAGAGCUGGAAGAGGAGAGGAGGAGAUACCAGAGUUUACUGAGAGAGUUCACGAGACUAGAGCAAAGAUACGACAACCUGAGAGACAUGAGCUUAUUUACCACCAAUGAGCGUUCACGUGGACACAGACGAACAGACUCAGCUGUGUCUUUGGAGCCUCCUUCACCCGUCACCACACCGUUCUCCAGCUCGCCCGUCUUCCCUUCACCCGAGGAGGUCAGGAGGAUCAGCGUGACGUCGCCCACCGACAGGAGACCCUGGAGAGAUGAGCAACCUCUGAACGUUCUAAUGGAGGAUAUGAGCAUUGCGAAAGACACUGCUGAAAGUAUGAAGGGGGAGGAUCUCAGAUACGCCUAUGAUGCUGUACGGGUGGCCAACAAGUUCCUAGAGAGGCAGCUGUUGUCUCAGAGAGCGCAGUGGGAGCAGGAGAAAUCAGAUCUCAAGAUGAACCUCCAGCUGGCUCAAGACAGAGAUACACCUGGAGAUCCUGAGAUAAAUGAUCUAACAGAGCAGGUGGCGGUUCGAGAACAAGAAUGCGUCCGAUUGCGACGAGAACUAAAGGAACUGAAACACACCGUGAGCCUCAGGAGAAUCCUGUCUUACGCAGGUGUAGCCAUAGCUGCAUCUCAGGACCCAACAUCUCCUGCCCCUCAGAAGAGCCAGAUGCUCACCGGACUGCUGGAGUGCAGGAAGAAAGAUGAGAGCAAGCUGAUCAAACACCUCAUAACAGAUGUGAGGGCAGAGGGUGUCUUGUCUUUGGCCUCUGGACUGGCGGCUCGGGUUCUGUUUCUGUGUGUACGGCAGGCGGACUGUAGCGGCGAUCAGACGCGGGUGAAGGGGCUCUGCAGUGCUGCUGUGAGCGGCUUUAAAACUGCCCUGAAGAAACACGGCAGUGAUCUGGACGUGAUGGCUGUGUGGCUGAAGAACGCUUGCCUGCUGAAAGACCUGCUCAACCAGCACUCUCCCCGCCAGGACAUGAGGGGUUCAGAGGAGCUGGUGCCUCUGGUGACGGACGUGCAGGAGUCUGUCCGGGCGCUCAGUGAUCUGUGUAUUCAGGCCUAUCAGCAGCUGCUGUCCAUCUCUGAGAGUCGCCUGCAACCCAUCAUUGUUCCAGCAAUGCUUGAAAGUGAGACCAUUCCUGGUCUGGCUGGAUCAUCAGUAAAGCUGAGUGCCGGUCGUAAGCGUGCGGGAUCAGAUCUCCGACCUUUAGCCAGUACGGAGGGAGCGACUAUGUCAGCGGUCCUGAGGGAACUGUCAGUGCUGCACACAGCCCUGUCCCGUCAGGAUCUGCCCUCGGCCCUGCAGGAGCAAGCCUUCCAUCAGCUCAUGUACCUGCUGGCCGCCACCACCCUCAACAGCCUGCUGCUGCGCAAAGACAUGUGCUGCUGGAACCGCGGCCUGCAGAUCAGGUAUAAUGUGAGUUUACUGGAGGAGUGGCUGCGCAGUCGUUCGCUGCAGACAGGGGGCGCUGUGACCACGCUGGAGCCGCUCAUACAAGCAGCACAGCUUCUUCAAAUGAGCAAGAAGACUGAAGCUGAUGGACAAGCCAUGGUCCAAGCCUGCAAUGAACUGUCCAACCAGCAGGUUGUGAAGAUUUUAAGCCUCUAUACACCUCAGAGUGACCUUGAGGAGAGAGUAACACUCAAUUUCAUCCGUAUAGUGCAGGGGCUGCUGAAGGGGCGUUCUGAGGGGCAACCUCCACAGCUUCUGAUGGAUGUCAGACGGGUAUUCCCCGUCAUGUUCCCUUAUCUGCCGCCACCGCAAGUCAGUGCCGCCCAGCUCGAAAUCCCAGAGUCCCUCAAGAUCUCCUUCCUACGCAGAGUCUGAUGUGGGUGUUCCUUUACCUCCUGAAAUGCAUUUGUUUUUUUUUGCCUUUGUUGUCUUACAUCAUUUUAAAAUGACAUCUAGGCAUUUUGUGUAUGUCAUGCUAAUUUUAGGCACAUUUUAAAUGUAGAAUUAUGUUAGCUUGACAAACCCAAAAUAUUAUCUAUUCCUCCCUCAUAUUUCUCCCUCCUUUAAAAACACUAAAUUCAAAUUUGAAAUAUAAAAAUUUUAAACUUACAUGUCAGGCCAAAUAAAAUCAAAUUCUAUCUUGAUGUA